AAGUAGUAAGAGAUAAUGCCGAAAACGGCGUCGCUGUGGUCCUAAACCGGGGUUGUUGUCGUGUCCAUGACGGAGCAGAAAAAGGGUGUGUGAGAAAACCGACAGCAUAGAGUAGUGGAAUGAUAACGAAAACGAAAAAACAAACAGCGUCAUCUCCUUCUUCUUGUUCACUCUCUCAUUCGUUGGAUCCAUCCAUCCCUUCAUUCACCUUCAUCCGUGAUCUGCCGGUUUCUUCCUUGAAAGUAUGAAGAAAGAAUAGAUAAACGAUGGCAGGAGCAGAAGCGAGGGCUCUGUGGCAAAGAACUGCAAAUCGUUGCUUUGUCCAAGAAGAUGCGAAGAGAGCUCCCAAGUUGGCUUGUUGCCAAUCUUCAUGUGCAACAUCAAAAUUGGUUGAUAUGGAGCUUGACAGUACAGCAGAUGAAUCUGAUCAUACUACAGUUAACGUGACGCAAUUUAACAGGAAAUCAUCAGUUUCUAAUUUAUCAUCAGACUCUAGGUGGUGGUUGCAUUUGCAACCUAAUUAUGGGUGUCAAAAGGGUCUAACAUAUGAACAGUUAAAUGCAUUAGAUGAAGAGGUCGAAACUUUGAUAGCUAGUGAUGUAAGUAAGAAUUCUCAAGAAUUUCAGGAAUUAAUGAAUGUGAUGGCAAAACAUGAGAUAGUGGACGUUGAAUGUGUUGGCUGCUCAGAAUCCUCCAUGAAAAGUAAUGAAUUUUCAUUGGAAUCAGAUUAUUCUUGGAUUGAAAGUGAUACAGCCGAACCAUGGUGGCGGACUACAGAUAGGGAUGAAUUAGCUUCAUUUGUUUCGCAUAAAUCACUCAACCACAUUGAAAAUUGUGAUCUUCCCCCACAACAAAAGAAGCAUCUUAGAGGAUACCCAUGUGCACGCAUGAACAAUUGCAAAACAAGGACGGGAAAUUUAGAUUCAGCAUUGAUGCAUAAGAACCAGUGGCCUUCUGCCCGUGAAGGGCUUUUAUAUUUUGCUUCUGAUAAAUGUUCAAGUGAUACCCCCAAGCAUGAGGAUGUCAAAAGGAGUGAACAUAUUUUCGAUGAAAAUCCCAGCAAAGCUCAACUAAUGGAAGCAUUGUGUCACUCUCAAACACGUGCAAGGGAAGCAGAGGAAGCAGCAAAAAAGGCAUACGCAGAGAAAGAGCAUAUUGUUACUCUCAUUUUUAAACAGGCCUCACAACUUUUUGCCUAUAAGCAAUGGUUACAACUGUUGCAGCUGGAAACACUUUACAGUCAGAUUAAGAACAAGGAUCAGCCAAUCUCUACUCUCUUUCCAGUGGCUCUUCCAUGGAUGUCCUAUGAAGGUAGAAUCUCACGAAAGAGGAAACAAAAAAUAUCCAAUCCCAAACAAGAAAGGCAAGUCAAUGCAAAGUGUGAUAUUACAACAUAUGUUGUUGCCUUUGCUUUAGGAUUGAGUCUUGUAGGAGCUGGCUUGCUUUUAGGAUGGACAAUGGGUUGGAUGUUGCCUCGUUCAUAGUUCUGUAAGAUUUGAUCGCAGCCCUGCUUGUCAUAUAAAUUGAUGAACAAAGGGAACUUGGUUAAGAGGGAAUGUGGCUACAAUCAUUUUACCGGAUAUGUAUGUAAUGUUGUAGAUUUGUUGAUGCUUCUUCUAUUGUAAAUUCUAAGUUGUGCUUUGGUAUUGGAUCUGUUGUGUUGAUGAGAUAAUGUACAUAAAUCUUUGUGUAGAUAAUGUGAAAGAGCUUUUUUCUUUA
Molecule: messenger RNA, 1719 nt
Organism: Vigna unguiculata (cowpea)
Lineage: Eukaryota; Viridiplantae; Streptophyta; Magnoliopsida; Fabales; Fabaceae
Source: RefSeq, a predicted model, not a curated record